UUCACGGGCUCUGCAUAAACACAAAUGGCGAAUAAACCUGAUCAUCAUCAUCACCAAUCUUCAAGGAGAUUGAUGCUUGUAUUGUACUUCACCAGUGUUCUUGGGAUUGGAUCCGUCGCAGCUUUUCUUUGUCUCUCUUCUUCAAUUCUCUCAUUCUCCACCCUUUCUUCAAUCUCGGUUCCCGUUAACCGGCCGGAGAUUCAGAUUCCGAACAUCGAUUCCAAAAUUGUUCAAAAGAGAAGCAAACAAUCGAAUGAUACAAAAGAUCAUCUCCGAUUUUUAUCGGCAACAUUUGCCGAUAUACCGGCGCCGGAAUUACAAUGGGAGCAAAUGCAAUCAGCUCCAGUUCCUCGCCUUGAUGGAUACUCAGUUCAAAUCAAAAACCUUUUGUAUGUUUUCUCCGGUUACGGCAGUCUUGACUAUGUUCAUUCUCAUGUGGAUGUGUUCAAUUUCACAGACAAUAAGUGGUGUGACAGAUUCGACACUCCUAAAGAGAUGGCGAAUUCGCACCUUGGGAUUGUGACGGAUGGACGGUUUGUGUAUGUGGUUUCAGGGCAACUUGGUCCACAAUGUAGAGGACCUACUUCUCGUUCCUUUGUUUUAGACUCAUUCACAAAGACUUGGCUCGAGUUUCCUUCACUACCAGCUCCAAGGUAUGCUCCUGCGACUCAGAUAUGGAGAGGGAGGCUUCAUGUGAUGGGUGGAAGCAAAGAGAAUCGAAAUGCAGUUGCUUUUGACCAUUGGAGCAUAGCUGUAAAAGAUGGCAAAGCACUUGACGAAUGGCGGGAAGAGGUUCCAAUCCCUCGAGGUGGACCACACAGGGCUUGUGUAGUUGCUAAUGAUAAACUACUUGUGAUCGGUGGCCAAGAAGGUGACUUCAUGGCCAAACCUAACUCACCCAUCUUCAAGUGCUCACGUAGACGCGAGAUCUUUAAUAGUGAGGUGUAUAUGAUGGACGAGGAGAUGAAGUGGAAAAUGUUGCCACCAAUGCCAAAGAACAAUUCCCACAUUGAAUCUGCAUGGAUCAUUGUCAAUAACUCAAUUGUUAUCGUUGGUGGUACCACGGAUUGGCAUCCUGUGACGAAAAGGCUUGUUCUUGUUGGAGAGAUUUUCCGGUUUCAGUUAGAUACUUUGACUUGGUCGGUGGUUGGACGGUUACCAUACCGUGUCAAAACAGCGAUGGCCGGAUUCUGGAACGGUUAUUUGUACUUCACAUCGGGGCAGCGGGAUAGAGGACCGGAUAAUCCACAGCCCGGGAAAGUUAUUGGAGAAAUGUGGAGAACCAAGUUGAAGUUUUGAACAUUAAAAUAUGUUUGCUUUU
Messenger RNA from Arabidopsis arenosa, 1321 nucleotides. The record is from the annotation of a GenBank genome assembly. Lineage: Eukaryota; Viridiplantae; Streptophyta; Magnoliopsida; Brassicales; Brassicaceae.